CUUUAGGGAGUUUAAGUUUUGGGAUUUUGGAUGGAUCAAAAUCCGGUGGGUAGUAUUUCUGUGGAGGACAAAACACAGAUAUCUUGUCUUGGAGGAGAUCGUGAUCAACACAGUGGAGGAAAGGGAGGAGACCUCCAAACCCUCCGCACGUCCAGGGAGCCUCCGCAGACCUACUUUUCUCCACCCGCCGAAGAGAAGGACUCCGCCUGCCUGUGUUUCAGCACCAUGGUCAGCGCUCGGGCUCUCCUCCUCGCGGCCACCUACUGCUGCGCCUACCUGUGGCUCGCUCGUGCAGAAGACUCCUCACUGGAGACACGCUCGUUGGAUUUCCCCCUGAAAACUCAACAGGAGAAAGAACUGAUUGACGCUUUGCAAGAAGUUUUGGAGAAGCUGAGGAGCAAAGAGAUGCCCUUAGAGAAAAAGCUUGGCUGGCUGCCUUCGUGUGACGCAGGGGAGCCGUGCGCCGUGCGUAAAGGCGCGCGUAUCGGCACGCUGUGCAGCUGUCCCCGGGGGACUUCCUGUAACUUUUAUGUUCUCAAAUGUUUGUGAAGGAAGAAGAUAACAGAAAUGCAAGAAAACACAGGAGAGAGUUCAGGAGGUUUGGAGUGACAAAAUCACUUGUCAUUCUCUUUGUGACAAAAAUAAAAACGCCAUGUAAUAUGUGAUUAAUAAAGGACGCUUUUCUUUCAUAAACUUGGACUGGAAAAUGUUAGAAUAUAGGUUUUAAUUAGAUUUGAAGGUCUGUGUGCAUCUGUCUCUCUUUGUCAGUGUUUAUGAUGGUGGCAGGGGGAAGUUAUUUGUGUGGGAUUGUGGCAUCUUGUGACAGACUUUGAAUGUAGCUUUUGUCAUAAAUCCUUGUAUUUCCAUAUUAUUUUGUUUGUGUUUUUGUUUGUUGUUGUUCUUGUUAUAGGGGGGAGAUAGUAAAGCAUCUGUUUCUAAACACAUUUGUAAGAUUAGGAGAUCAAUAAAUCAACUAAAUUAUA
This is a messenger RNA of Siniperca chuatsi (mandarin fish), 983 nucleotides long. RefSeq names its product cocaine- and amphetamine-regulated transcript protein-like. The coding region runs from base 31 to 549 and encodes 172 amino acids. NCBI's taxonomy places the organism in Eukaryota, Metazoa, Chordata, Actinopteri, Centrarchiformes, Sinipercidae. Gene Ontology annotation, molecular function: neuropeptide hormone activity. Gene Ontology annotation, biological process: positive regulation of MAPK cascade; negative regulation of appetite; adult feeding behavior. The record is from RefSeq and is a predicted model, not a curated record. The transcript has 5 exons.